GUGUGUGCGAUGGGGGGCGGGCGGCGGGCAGAGCCAAGAGCGGAGAAGCUGAGCCGACACUGCCACCUGAUCCCAUCCAGGCGCGGAGAAGCGAGCGACCAGCACUCUGCUCGCAGGGCCCCCAGCGCCCUCGGCCGGAGAGCGGAUUUCGCGGCAAGGAUUGGGAAGUAGCGGCGACCACCCCAGCCCGGGUCAGGCGGAGCUCGCUCAGCGCCUCACACAGGAACACUGGCCCUGCUACCGGAGCCCCAGGAGCCCCCAUGAGCGCCGGCGAAGGGAGUCCUGGAUAGCAAGGCCCUGGCUGGUCCAGGAUUGGGUUACCCCAUCAUGCCACCCAUCCUCCAGCGCCUGCAGCAGGCCACCAAGAUGAUGAGCCGCAGGAAAAUCCUGCUGCUGGUGCUGGGAUGCAGCACCUUAAGCCUCCUCAUCCACCAGGGGGCACAGCUCAGCUGGCAGGAAGGGUCAGGCAGCCCUUCCAUCCAGAGGCACCCCCAGCUGUACUCCAGGCCACUGAAAGGGGUACAGAGGAACUUAAAGGGGCCAAAGCGAAGAACAGAAUCUGCCUACUAAGGAGAAGCACAUCCACACCAAAAGGAACAGGAGAUUUUUACUUCUCAUGGGGGGUGGGAGUGGCCAUUAACCACCUGCAUCAGCACAAGGCACCCAGUUUUUGCAUGAGAUGAAGGCAAGGAUAGAAGGGGGCAGGGGCUUACCUGGCGUGGGCACAUUCCUUGUGAGUAGGCUAAAGCUCAGUUAUGCAGAAAGGGGUGGGGAACGGACUGCGGCCCUGAGGUGGAGCUGACAAAAUGGAAUCAGUGAGGUUCAGCCACACACUCCUCCAAAGACUGCAAACAACUUCUCUCUACUGCUGUGCUGAGCAAGUCUCCUCACUUCCCUGAGCCUGUUUCUUCAUCUACGAAACAGGAACGAUCGUGUAUGUGUGACCCAGCUGGUCAUCCUGACACAGGAUCCCUACCACGUGAUGACUCACAGGAACCCUGACCCUGCUCCUGGCUCACAGGGUGAACCCAACAAAUCCCUACACCUCCCACGGCCUCAGUUUCCCCAUUUGUUAAUGGUCUGCCCGUGAGAAGAGUACAAAUGGGCUCAGGCCCUCUUGCCAGAUGAUUUGCUGGUUUUUUGUAGGUUUUUUUUUUGUCUUUUUGCCUUUUCUUGGGCCACUCCCACGGCACAUGGAGGUUCCCAGGCUAGGGGUUGAAUCGGAGCUGUAGCCACUGGCCUACACCAGAGCCACAGCAACUCGGGAUCCAAGCCGCGUCUGCGACCCACACCACAGCUUAGGGCAACGCCGGAUCCUUAACUCACUGGGUAAGGGCAGGGAUCAAACCUGCAACCUCAUGGUUCUUAGUAGGAUUUGUUAACCACUGCGCCACGACGGGAACUCCAUGAUUUGCUGGUCUUCAGGGGCAUCUGUGUAGACAUUAUCCUGAACCCAAACCAGCCACAGAUAGGAAGUCUCAAUGGUGUUCUCAGAGCUGCUUAGAGUUGCUCUCGUUAUGUGACAUUUAGGAUGGUAGAAAAGAGACAGGAGAGCAGCUCAAAAAGUCUGAAGGGAACUCCCAGGUCACCUGUUAUUCCCAAACACCCUUGUUUAAGGAAUGAGGAUUUAGAAAUGAAAAGUAUCAUGAAGGCUACGACUAUUAUGUUUUUUGUUUGUUUUUUGUGGGUUUUUGUCUUUUUGCCAUUUCUUGGGCCACUCCCGUGGCAUAUGGAGGUUCCCAGGAUAGGGGUCAAAUCGGAGCUGUAGCCACUGGCCUACGCCAGAGCCAAAGCAACGCGGGAUCCGAGCCUCGUCUGCAACCUACACCACAGCUCACGGCAACGCUGGAUCCUUAACCCACUGAGCAAGGCCAGGGAUCGAACCCGCAGCCUCAUGGUUCCUAGUCAGAUUCGUUAACCACUGAGCCACGGCGGCAACUCCUAUCUGUUUUUUAUAUUAUCAUAUUUCUUGAGCUUAGAAUAGUGCCUGGCACAUAGUAGACGCUAAAAAAAACAAAACUAAACUGAAAAUUGGUUGAAUGAAUGAAUGCAGUUCCAGAGAUCUUAAUGGAAUCAUAUAACAAACAGGCGGCCUCAAAGCCCAUGACAUCCCUAUGAGGUGAGGAGCCAGUGGAAAGAGUAAAAGUGAGAAAGAAGACGAGCAGGAGAAUAUGGUAACUCUGAGUUACCAGACUCAUGGAAAGGAUUUUUCUCCUGCUCCUCAGUUUGUGCAUCGGGAAAAAGGAAUUCCUCAAGGAUCUCCAAGGGCCUGUCCUUGUAUUAUCUUUUAUGUAUGACCAAAUCACCUCAAAACUUAGCAGAUGAAAACAUCGAACAUUUAUUAUCUCACUUCUGGGGAUCAGGAAUCUAGGUGUGGCUUACCUCUGGCUCAGGGUCUUUCACGGAGUUGCAGUCAAGCUGGUGCUGGGGGUGCAGUCUCAACUGAAGGCUUGAUUGGAAGGGCUCCCCUUACAAGCUUGGUCAAGUGGUUUUGGGGAGCCUUCACCUCUUCUAGCAGGCUGAUGGUCUGCGUUCCUUGGAGUCUGUUGCCACCUGGUACCUCCGCAGCCCAUGCCUGAGUUAUCCUAGAGAGAAUAAGAGAAAGACACUCAGGAGCCAUAGUGUUUUAAGAACAUAAUCUCAAAUGACAUCCUACCAUGUCUGCCCCAUUCUGUUCCUUAGAGGCACCGGUAAGUUCCACCCACACUCAAGAGGAGGGAAAUACAAGAGCUUGCAGGAGGCCAGCAGGGGGUCAUCUCUACUGUUCCGUGGGUAAAGCCCAGGAUGGGCCGUGGCAUAUCCCCGCCAUCUCUGGGGAGAGGCAGGGUCAAGCCGCACCUUCUCAUCCCCUCCUCCCUGCACAACCCUUGGCCCCUGCAGGUACCCCAAGCUGUUCCCUCUGAGCUGCCCACCUCUGCAGGACUCUCCACCGCGCCCCAAGCACAUGACCGUGGCCUUCCUGAAGACGCACAAGACGGCGGGCACGACAGUGCAGAACAUUCUGUUCCGCUUCGCCGAGCGCCACAACCUGACCGUCGCCCUGCCGCACCCGAGCUGCGAGCACCAGUUCUGCUACCCGCGCAACUUCUCCGCGCACUUCGUGCACCCGGCCACGCGGCCGCCGCACGUGCUGGCCAGCCACCUGCGCUUCGACCGCGCGGAGCUCCAGCGCCUCAUGCCGCCCGGCACCGUCUACGUCACCAUCCUGCGCGAGCCGGCCGCCAUGUUCGAGUCGCUCUUCAGCUACUACAACCAGUACUGCCCCGCCUUCCGGCGCGUGCCCAACGCGUCGCUCGAGGCCUUCCUGCGCGCGCCCGAGGCCUACUACCGCGCGGGCGAGCACUUCGCCAUGUUCGCGCACAACACGCUGGCCUACGACCUCGGCGGCGACAACGAGCGCAGCCCGCGCGACGACGCCGCCUACCUGGCGGGCCUCAUCCGCCAGGUGGAGGAGGUCUUCUCGCUCGUCAUGAUCGCCGAGUACUUCGACGAGUCGCUCGUGCUGCUGCGGCGCCUGCUGGCCUGGGACCUGGACGACGUGCUCUACGCCAGGCUCAACGCGCGCGCCGCCAGCUCGCGCCUCGCCGCCAUCCCCGCGACGCUCGCGCGGGCCGCGCGCACCUGGAACGCGCUCGACGCCGGCCUCUACGACCACUUCAACGCCACCUUCUGGCGCCGCGUGGCGCGCGCCGGCCGCGCCUGCGUGGAGCGCGAGGCGCGCGAGCUGCGCGAGGCCCGCGAGCGCCUGCUGCGGCGCUGCUUCGGCGACGAUCCGGUGCUGCGGCCGGCCGCGCAGAUUCGCACCAAGCAGCUGCAGCCGUGGCAGCCCAGCCGCAAGGUGGACAUCAUGGGCUACGACUUGCCCAGUGGCCGCGCCGGCCCGGCCACCGAGGCCUGCCUCAAGCUGGCCAUGCCCGAGGUGCAGUACUCGAGCUACCUGCUGCGCAAGCAGAAGCGCAGGGGCGGCGUGCGCCUCCGGCCCGAGCCGGUCCUGGACAAUCCCCCGCCCAGGCCCAUCCGGGCGCUGCCCCGAGGCCACCUAGGCCACUGAGCACCGAUGGCGGUCUGGACCCCUGUCUCGCCCACCAGGAUCUUGGCUAGGGCUGCCUCCAGGUCCCGCCCCAUCAGGGCCCUUUCUCCCGAGAGGGCCUGUCCCACGCCACGCUACUUGGCGCAUCCCCCUGUCUGAGCCCACCUCCGUAGGGUAGACGGAACCCCACCUUUGGGGAGAGUGCUGAUAGGCCUGAUCGAGCCCCGGGCCACCCACUCCUCCGUCCGAGGCUUUGGCCAGAGGUCCGAGGCUCUUGCAGAACUGUCCACCCUGCCUUUUAAUGGGGAGUGAGGACCACACCUGUCUUUUGCAAGUGGAUGAGCCCAGGCCACGGAAAAGGGCUGAGCCCUGGGAAAGGCUGCUCUUCCUGCCAGGGGUCAGAGGCCCCCACACCGUCUGUCUUCCAGGUUCCACUCUCCCCACAGACCUAAGCUGCUCCCAGACUCCCAGAACCAAGAGUUCUUGAGUUGGGCUUUUUGUUUGUUGGUUUUUCUUUUUGUAAUAAAAUAUUUUAAAACGUG
Molecule: messenger RNA, 4572 nt
Organism: Sus scrofa (pig)
Lineage: Eukaryota; Metazoa; Chordata; Mammalia; Artiodactyla; Suidae
Gene: GAL3ST3
Product: galactose-3-O-sulfotransferase 3
Biological process (GO): glycolipid biosynthetic process
Cellular component (GO): membrane
Molecular function (GO): galactosylceramide sulfotransferase activity
Source: RefSeq, a predicted model, not a curated record